AUGCGGACGGAGGGGCUGAUGCGGGACCAGUUCACGUUCUCGUCCAUGCUCUGUGCGUGCGCGAGGCUGGCCGCUCUGGAGCACGGCCGGCGCGUGCACACCGUCAUGGUCGUCGGUGGCAACGUCUUCGCCAACAGCGCGCUCAUCGAUUUGUACCUCAAGUGCAGUAGCACCGAGGGUGCACGCCGGGCUUUCGCAGCCGCGUCAGAACGGAAUGUGACCGUGUGGACUGCGGUCAUAUCCGGGCAUGGCCAGCACGGGCACGUGGGCGAGGCGCUGGCGCUCUUCCACCAGAUGACGCGGGACGGUUUCUGGCCGAGCGACGUGACGUUCCUCGCCGUGCUCUCGGCCUGUGCGCACGGCGGACUUGUGAACGAGGGGCUGAGGCACUUCUCAUCCAUGCCGUUGGACUAUGCCCUCACCCCAAAGGGCAAGCACUGCGCGACGGUGGUUGACAUGCUUGCCCAGGUCGGCAGGCUCCAGGACGCCUACGAGCUCGUCAAGAACCUUCUGGGCUGCCAGGAGCACUCGGUGGUCUGGGGUGCACUACUGGGUGCCUGCAGAAAGCACGGCGAUGCGAGGCUGGUCGAGCUCGCCGCGCGACACUUCUUCCGGCUGCAGCCGGGGAACGCCGGUCAUGCAACUAGUGAUUUUGGAAAAAGAAUCAUGAGAAAAUCGAGUAGCAGUCUGCCGUCCUGGCCGAAACCGACGUGGCGGUCACGUGACGUGUUUAAGCCUCACCGAACCAUUUUUGGAUUAAAGUGA
Molecule: messenger RNA, 765 nt
Organism: Brachypodium distachyon (stiff brome)
Lineage: Eukaryota; Viridiplantae; Streptophyta; Magnoliopsida; Poales; Poaceae
Product: pentatricopeptide repeat-containing protein At4g16470-like
Exons: 1
Coding region: 1-765 (254 amino acids)
Biological process (GO): RNA modification
Molecular function (GO): RNA binding; protein binding
Source: RefSeq, a predicted model, not a curated record